Messenger RNA from Cydia strobilella, 781 nucleotides. RefSeq names its product nucleoside-triphosphatase THEP1. Gene Ontology annotation, molecular function: ribonucleoside triphosphate phosphatase activity. The record is from RefSeq and is a predicted model, not a curated record. NCBI's taxonomy places the organism in Eukaryota, Metazoa, Arthropoda, Insecta, Lepidoptera, Tortricidae. Bases 99 to 665 code for a protein of 188 amino acids. The transcript has 4 exons.
GUACAUAAUGUAAUGUAAACAAAAGACAAAGCAAUGUUUUUACAUUUAUAAAAUCAAAUAGAAUAAAAUAAAAUAUAGGAGAACGCGGUAGAACAAAUAUGCCAAAUAAAUUAAAAUAUUUCAUUUUAACCGGCGACCCGGGAGUUGGAAAAACAACACUUACGAAAAAGCUAUGUGAAGCAAUUCAAAAGUUGGGUACACAAGCUUCGGGUUUUUACACAGAAGAGGUUAGAAAAGACAGAAUUCGUUUGGGAUUUGAUGUAGUGACAUUGGAGGGAGAGCGAGGCCGGCUGGCGAGAGACCAGAGUUUGUUGACAGAGCCAGUGAAGUACAAUGUUGGGAAAUAUGGAGUGCUGGUGCCUGAGUUUGAAAGUAUCGCCCUGUAUAGUAUGAGGAAACUAUCCCCGCCAUCCCUUCUAGUAAUAGACGAGAUAGGUAAAAUGGAGUUUUUCAGUGCGCCAUUCAAAUCCAAGGUGAAGGAGGUAUUCAGCCCAGGAUCGGACUGCUUUGUUUUGGCCACUAUACCUAGUAGAAAGGUAGAUCCGUUCAUUGAGUCUAUCAGGAGUAAUAAGGAUGGGAAAGUUUGGGUGGUGACAAGGGAAAACCGGAACUACAUUCACGAUGAAAUAUUAAAGGCAAUUAAGUUAUCACUAGAGAUUUCAUAGUUAAAAGUUAUGGAGGCAUUGUUUUACGAUAAUACUUACGAUAAAGUGCUUUAUGGUGUUAAAUAACUAAUUAAUUUAACUACCUAGGUAGUUUAAUAUAAUAUUUUUUGAUUGUA